Messenger RNA from Histoplasma capsulatum G186AR, 444 nucleotides. RefSeq lists its product as uncharacterized. The transcript has 2 exons. The coding region runs from base 1 to 444 and encodes 147 amino acids. NCBI's taxonomy places the organism in Eukaryota, Fungi, Ascomycota, Eurotiomycetes, Onygenales, Ajellomycetaceae. The record is from RefSeq and is a predicted model, not a curated record.
AUGGCAACCCCGAUUGAGUACAUUUGGAAGGUCGCACGGCCGAAAAACGAAACCAUCGCCCGAGCACUGAUGUAUGCUGCAUACCAGACGGCAAUCCAGACCGACCUGAACACUACCAGGGUCUUGAUUCGGUCAUACAUUCACCCUUCAACCCGAACCAACGGUGCCUGGGUCAAAGACAAGCCUCAUAUCACGGUGUCUGUGAAAAAUCCUCAGACAUCCCAGGCGGGACAGCAUCAAACAAGCCACGGGUACACGCCGCAUAUCACGUCAUUUGAUGUGAUUAAGGUUUCCCCAAACUUGUACAUUGCAGAUGAUAGUUCCAGUCUAGCAUGGCCAGCCUCAAUGGAAACAAACGACAAAGACACUUUCACGGGGCCUCCACUGUUGCUGGGACCGAAAGGUCAAUUCUUCACUUGGCCUUCUGAGGAAACUGGAGAAUGA